This is a messenger RNA of Callithrix jacchus (white-tufted-ear marmoset), 6540 nucleotides long. RefSeq names its product family with sequence similarity 222 member A (gene FAM222A). The record is from RefSeq and is a predicted model, not a curated record. NCBI's taxonomy places the organism in Eukaryota, Metazoa, Chordata, Mammalia, Primates, Cebidae.
CCUUUCUUCCCCUCGAACACAACUUGUUCAGACGAGCCAGUCGACGGGAGUGGAGGUUGGGGGGCCGGUGUGGAUUCCCCGGGGCUCUGGGCGAGUUGGUUGCCAGAGAGGAAAGGUCACCCCACCCGGAAAGCUAACAAAAAUAGCGUCUCUGUCAUCCCAAAAUUCCCUGGAAACUCCAGUGUCUUGGAAGGACUAGGGGGUGGGGGACCCCCAGGAUAGGAAAACGUUGAGGGUUUCCCGAACAACCUCUGAGAUCUUCAAGGGAAAUCAGCUCAGAGGAGGAUUUGGGGGUUCCAGACACGCAGGUGGCCAAGUUUGAGUAUUGUGCCCCAUGGGGCUAGACCUUAGCAGGGCCCUCCUUCAGACCACGUUCCCACAGAUAACUCACAGGGACAGCAGGUUCCCCAGAGGGGUAAGACAUGACGUCAAGGCUCAGCCUCUGAUGUCACCGGGGUUGCCAUGACAACACCACUUGCCUUGACCCAAGGCUGGAGGGGGCAGGGUCGUGGUAACCAGGGACGGGGCUGGAUGCCUUUGGGUACUGGAGGAGUGAAGGCAGAUUCCCCCCGCCCCCCCAUUACAGUCCUCUGACCUAAAUCCUUAGCGCCCCAUGAGGUGGGGGAGGAAGGCAGUGCCAGCUGUCCCUGCUGAUGCUCCUCCCCCCGAAGGACAGGUGUUCAGAGCUUUGCCCAUGUAGCCUGGCAGUGCCUGGGGGCUCAGCAACUUUCUGUUUUCAAAAGAGAUGCUAUAGAAGAGACCUCCCUGAACCCCAUCAGAUACCCAGCUGGCAGGCUGAAGUUCCCAGGGUCCCCAGAGAGAUGUGGGCCUCUGGCCUUCCAACAGGCCACUUUUGCUCUGGACAAUGUGGGUGCCCUGCCCCCAGCCAGGGAAGGUGUAGUGGAGCUGCUGCCUGCUGCACCUCCCAGUCCAGGGGCUCCCCAAGCCGUUCUACCCUAAGGUCAGGGGCCUUGGCCAAUCUGGAACUCCUGACUGCCCGCUGUUCCUUCUGGUGUUUAAGAGGAUUUCAACAAACAUAUUGUGAGGCUCCUUAAGUGAGUGGAGGGCAAAUGAGGCCCAUCAGUGCCAAGGUCUAAAUAAACUGUCUCUGCCAGGGCGCCCCCCACCCCACACACACCCCAGUACUGGCCCUAUUCCCUGCAAAGGCCCAGAGAACCCCCAGCCAGCAUCCUGUUGCUGGCCCUGGGAUUCGUCUAGGUCCCUUCCAGCAAUUAUUGCCAGUGUCGGAUGUUGGUGAAACUACUGUGAUCACAUUUCUAGGAAAAGGUUCGAAAACUGUCAUUGCUUCAGCAGCGUGGGGCAGGGUAAGAGCGGAGAAGUGUGUGUGUACACGGAUCCUUAGGAGAAGCCAGGCCUCAGACCCUGCAGCGAGCAUCUUCCCUGCUCUCCUACCAGGCUCUCUAGCUAGAUUAACAGGUCAAUAAAUAUCGGUGGAGCUGCUUUUGGGGGCUUGGCAGGGAGAUGGUAUUUCCAGCUGAAAUGGUGUCGUUAAACACACAAGCUUCCAAGGACAGAGGAGCAAUAGCAGAUUGGGGAAGAACCGGGAGAGGUAGGCAGAAGGGCUGUUUGCACUGCCUCUAGAAGCUUCCCAGUUUAGAAACAAACUCGGAGUGCGCGCCAGAGAUUCACAAACACAGGCAGUUGGAGGCCCUCCGCCGAGUAUUUACACUUCCACAGCCAAGGCGGAGGGAAAGGCUGUCAGAAUUGGGCAAUUCCUUCUGUUCUCUUCCUUCAUCUCCCUGGGCUUGGCAAUCGGUGUGCCAGACGAUGAGCAGGAGGGAGUGCCAGCUUUCUCAGCAUCUCCCUAUAUGCCAGGCGUUUUAUGAGAUCUCAGUUACUCCUUGGAUCUGUUCAUGUGCUGUGGCCCAUUUUAUAGAUAAAGAAACUGAGGCUUAAACAGAGGAAGUGAUGCGCUACAGGUGAUCAGCCAGACAGCUGCAGAGGUUUGGCCCUGAAUUGCCCUGGCUCCAGAGUCCUUGGGUCUUACCACCUCCUCCCACAGGUUUGGGGAGCACCCCUACUUAUGGGACAGAAGUCCCUGCAGGCAUCAAGGGCUGUCAGCCUUGGAGGGGUAGUCUGGCCCCACCAAGGUGCUUUGUCCACACCAAAAGGCAGAUUUGAAUCCUUGUUUCCUAUACCUACAGGUCAGCAUUGAACAGAGUAACAACUUCCGCCCCGGCCUUGUGGUCUGUCUGCUUCCCUCACCCUCAGGACUUCUUUCUCCAGCACUAGGGAAAGGAAGGCAUGGUUUGAAACUGGCUCCUUGUCAUCUGCUCUUCUGGGCUUGCUUGAAGGGAGGUGGUGAGGCUGCCCCUGGCCGCCCCAGGGACCUUCUUGGGAUGUAGACGAGCAAGGGCAACUUUAGUAGAUGAGGUUCCUGACCCAGCCCAAGGGUCGGGAAGCCCUAGAGGAGAGGUGCCAUGUGAGUUACGAAGAGGACAAACAGGAAUGUGCCGGACAGGAGUGAAGACUGUUCUGGGUGGCAGGAGUGGCUCUGGAGCAGCCAGUGAUGUGUGUGGGCCCUGGUGCCUGAUGGGGGAAGGGGCAGCCGUGGGUGGCUGUGUCCUGGAGCCUCAGGUGUAUGGGGAAGUUUUAAUUUCAGAGAAUCCAGCGAUCCCCCUUGACAAGGACAGUAACCCUGGAUGUCCCUUCCCAUAAGCGUGGAAGAGGCCUCUUGGGUUCUGGGGGCAGUCUCCUCUCUCAAGGUUGGCCCCACCCCCAUGCCCAGUAAUCCUUCUCACUUGUCUAAUUCCUGUAAGCUCAUCCAUCCCCUGUCCCUUCUGAGCCUUAGGGUUGCUCUGAACUAAACCGGAACUGGGCUGGGCUGCUGAACCCCCUUGAUGAGAAACUUGAGGCACCCUGGUGAUGGGCAGUGGCUCCUGGUUAGGUACCAGGCUCUGGCAUGGGGUGGGCCUAUCGUACUCUCAGCCUGCUACUUGCAGGCUGUGUGACCUCCGGUGAGUACCGUUGCCUCUCUGAGCAUCAGUUUACUCAAAUGUGAGAAGGAGCUGACCAUAGCACUCACUGCCCAGGGUCUGGCCAGGAUUCAGGGAGGGCCUGCCACAGCCCACAGUAUACAGUGAGUACCCAAAAUGCAUGCCGUCAUACCUACUGUUACCUCCCUUUCAGAACAGACCCUUGAGUGACUCUCUCAGACCCUUGGAGCCAAAGGUUGAAGACCCCAGUUGCAAGGAGAGGCCGGAACCCUACCAGCUGCCUCUGCCAGGGGCUCCCCUGUCCACUGAGGCACCUGCCCACCUACCCACCCACCGUCAUGGCGAGCACUCCUGGCUCCCUUCUGAGCUCCUGAGGGGGCUGGGGCUUGGCCGGGGUCCCUCCGCAACCUCCUUCCAGCCCCCUCUGCCUUCCCAUCCCUUACAAACCGGAGGAAGCCAGCGAAGCAGCUCAUAUUCAUGAACCGUAAUUCAAUCAGGCGGCGAUUCCUCUGGGCUUGGGGAGGGGGUGAGAACGAGGAGGCGCGCACAAAAGGGCCGCUUUAUUACCUCCCGCGGGCCGGGAAUUGCUGCUCUCCCCCAGCAGCGGCCGGAGCCGCCUUUAUUGUGUUAACCCAUUUGCGUGUCAAGAGCUAUUGUGCGCUUUCUCUGCCUGUGCGUGGCGGGCCGCGGGAGGAGGGCUGCGGUGCUGGCCGGUCACCUCCGCGGGCACCGCCCGCCGCCCUGAUUGGUUGCUAAGUGAUUUGCAUCCAAGGCCCCGGGCCUCCCACCACCACUUCAGGCUCCUAUCUGCGUUUGGGGCAGGAUGUGUGGCCAGGCAGCGGGCAGAGACUUCAAUUUCCAGCCGAGGGAUGGAGGUUGCACACUAUUUCGAGUCCCCGUGGACCACCUGUGUGUGAGAGGAUACCCGUAAGUGCAGAGGAACACGCCACGCAGCAAACUCAUAUGGACCCUGCCGCAGAGCGCGCCCCACCGGGGACCCCCAGCUCAGCCAUGCUGGCCUGUCUGCAGAGGACCCAGAACCCCCCCGGCCAACACCUGGCCUGCCCGAGCAAGAGCCUGGAGCUGCGCAAGUGCGAGGCGGUAGCCAGCGCCAUGCAUUCCUCCCGCUACCCGAGCCCGGCAGAGCUGGAUGCCUAUGCUGAGAAGGUGGCCAACAGCCCGCUGUCCAUCAAGAUCUUCCCCACCAACAUCCGUGUGCCCCAGCACAAGCACCUCAGCCGCACGGUCAAUGGCUAUGACACCAGCGGCCAGCGCUACAGCCCCUACCCACAGCACACCGCCGGCUACCAGGGCCUUCUGGCCAUCGUCAAGGCUGCAGUCUCCUCCUCCAGCGUGGCUGCACCUGCUGGGCCUGCCAAAAGUGUGCUCAAGAGCGCCGAGGGCAAGCGGACCAAGCUGUCACCUGCUGCCGUGCAGGUGGGCAUCGCACCCUACCCAGCACCCAGCACUCUGGGGGCCUUGGCCUACCCCAAGCCACCCGAGGCGCCUGCUCCUCCACCCAGCCUGCCCGCAGCUGCCACUGCCACCUCCGUCAUCCCCCUGCCAGGCCGAGGCCUGCCCCUGCCACCUUCUAACCUGCCCUCCAUCCACAGCCUCCUCUACCAGAUCAACCAGCAGUGCCAGGCCCCGGGUGCCGCACCCCCUGCCUGCCAGGGCGUGGCUGUUCCCCAUCCCAGCCCUGCCAAGCACGGCCCAGUGCCCAGCUUCCCCAGCAUGGCCUACUCAGCCGCAGCCGGUCUGCCCGACUGCCGGAAAGGCACCGAGCUGGGCCAGGGAGCCACCCCAGCCUUAACAUUGGCUGGGGCCACCAAGCCUGCAGGGUAUGCAGACAGCGGCCUAGAUUACCUGCUAUGGCCGCAGAAACCACCCCCACCACCACCUCAGCCGCUGCGCGCCUACAGCGGGAGCACGGUGGCCAGCAAGUCCCCUGAGGCUUGUGGGGGCCGGGCGUAUGAGCGGGCCAGCAGGUCGCCCCUCAACUGUGGUGUGGGGUUGCCCACCAGCUUCACCGUGGGCCAGUACUUUGCAGCCCCCUGGAACAGUGUGCUGGUGACCCCCACCAGCGACUGCUACAACCCAGCAGCGGCAGUGGCAGUCACAGAGCUGGGGCCAGGGGCAGCCCGGGAUCUGGCUGGGCCCCCCGCAGAUGCCCUCUCGGGCCUGCCCAGCAAGAGCAUGUGCAACACAUCAGUGCUGAGCAGCAGCCUCCAGUCGCUGGAGUAUCUCAUCAAUGACAUCCGGCCACCCUGCAUCAAGGAACAGAUGCUGGGCAAGGGCUACGAGACCGUGGCGGUGCCCCGGCUACUCGACCACCAACAUGCCCACAUCCGCCUGCCUGUCUACAGAUAAGGCCUGCCCUACGGACGCAUGGACACACAGACGGGGCGCGGAGCCGGGAGGCAGGCCGCAGAACAGGGUGGGCAGCUUGAAGGGGCACUCAGCCCCACCCUGUGCCUGCUGAUGCCCACAGGGAAGCCAGGCCGGCUGGUGCCUCGCUGUGGCCGGAUGGAGGGGGGCAGGGUGACCUCACACACCAAGGCCCCUCCCCACCGUCUGUUACCCCAGGACACAGGGAGGGCCGUGGAGCGGGGAGGCAGCCACUGACAUCUACACCUUCCUCUAAGCUGGCAGAGACAGGGAGAGAGAAACCACUCAAAAACAGGAAUGGUGUUUUCUGGGUCUCCUGGGACAGGGGCCGAGGCCAAGGUGGGGUGCAGGAGGAGAUGGGCACACCAGAGUCAGCAUGAGGACAAAGCAGCCCCAGGGGUCAGGCAGCUGUGCCUCCCCACACUGGCUCCCCAGUAUUCUGGGAAAGGGCACAGGGGGCCGAUAGGAAGUCACUGGGCCCUAAGUGUCUCCCUAACACUCUAACAGAGGCCCCAGGGACUACACCAGUCCCCUGUUCCUCCUCCCACCCUACCCACCAUUCCUUCCUAACAGAGUUGCACCCCAUCCCCAUUUUCCAAACCCUGAACUACCAUCUUCCCCCUUCCCUCCAAUACAUCUUAUAGGGCUGCUGGGUACAGUUAUGCAGGUUGUGCACUGCACAAGAGCACCCUGUCCAAGGAGACACCACGUUGACCCAAAUUUGUAUAUUUAUUACAAUUUUCCACAUCUUGAGGAAGGGGCUCAUUUUCCUGUUCGCACAAAGGCACGACGGGGGCUAACAAUGGGCCUGUGAUCUUAGAUCUCAUUCAGAGAGAACCUCCCUUGCCUUCUUUGAGGGAUCUCUUGAGAUCCUCCUGGUUUUAACUGGGAGGCCCAAUCCAACUCCUUCCUGCAAACCACCCUCCAAGGCCUGUCCCACACGAUCAAGGGGGGAAACAUAGGCAGGAAUCCCUUCAUGAAGUCCCCAAGUCCUGGCCCCUCUGGCGCUCUGGAAGCGGUACUGUAACUCUCCAAGGCCUGUUCAAGCACUAAGUGCAUUUACAAAUCUCUGAGAAUGUUUUUUUUUUUAUACUAAAAUUGACCAUUAUAUUCUACUGUGAGAAGUGCAGUCUGCACUAUAUUGUUUUAAAAAUGAAGAGAAAGAAAAAAAAAGGAAAACACAGAUGGUGCCUCA